AUGAGCUGCGGACCGGCCGGAGCCAUAGCACUUUUGAUCGAGACACUUAAUGGCGAAAUGCAAAUUCAAGUUACUUGCAUGCUUGAGGGUGAAGUGCACCUUCGUAGGAUGCAACUAAUUUCACGAAUUGUCAAGAAGAUUAAUAGAAGAAGAAUAGCUAAAGCAAUCAAAAUACAAUCCAAGAAAGUGAUUGCAAAGAAUGAGUUAGAAAUUUCCCAGGAUAAUGUAAUUAUCGGAGGAUACCAUCGGAUCAAUAAUUAUUAUGAUGAUUAUCAUGAAGUAAGCUCAAAACUCAUGAAGCGGAAUUUGGAUAAUGUUAACGUUAAUAGUUCUAAAAAAGCGAGAGCUAUGAAGGAUAGCCAGAAAUAA
This is a messenger RNA of Funneliformis geosporum, 369 nucleotides long. NCBI's taxonomy places the organism in Eukaryota, Fungi, Glomeromycota, Glomeromycetes, Glomerales, Glomeraceae. The record is from the annotation of a GenBank genome assembly.